UAGGUAUAAAAUGUUAAAAUUAAAAAUUAAUUUCACUUUAUUUUUAGUUUUCCAUUAAAUUAAAAUUCAGGUGCGUAUUACCUUAAGUGGAGUAUAUGGGGAUUAGGAUAAACGAUGCUUUUCAACAAAUUUUUAUUUUAUUAUCUUAGAUAAUGUGCAGUGCAAAUAACGAAUUGAAGAGGCGGGAAUUAUUUGUCUAUGCGUCUAUCGACCAUUUCUAAUUUUAUUUUGUUCAACUUUUAUCCAGCUAUGAAAAAAGUUUAUCCAAUUAAAUUUAUUUUUGUGCCUCACUAAGGUGAUGAAUUAAUUGAUGGAAAACAAUGAUUAAUAAAGACCAUGCAGUAAUGAAAAAUGAAGUAUCCAUUUAAUUAUUUGCUACAAAUUGGUUAUAAUUUGUCAUUUAUACUGAUAACACUGAAUAAAAUGAUCUUAUCUCAGGAUGUUCCUGAAACUUGUAAAAACAUAAGUAUAGCUAAAGAACCCCUAAUCUCAUUAGAUGUAAAUGAUGAUAAUUUCAUAAUGGCUAAAUUAAAUUGGACUGCUUAUAAUUUGUCUAUAACUCAUAACAUUAUACAGCUAUAUGCAUAUCCCUGUAAAAGUGAUGAAACAAAAAGCGACAUCGUAGAAAUAAUCUACAAUUAUAAGUCAGAAAUUGUAUAUUCCCCAGAUAAACAUUCUCACAUAUUUUUGCACCACAAUUGCAACUACACAUUCACAAUUGAAGAUGGCGUGGACUGUCUUCAAAAAAUAGACUUCCGGAUACCCGUGUGCGUGGAAAACAACUGCUGUGAUCCACAAAGAAGCCCUGUGCAAAUAUUGGAAAUAAACUCUAUAAAAGAACAAGAAGGGAUUUAUAAUGUUUCUUUAAAUGUUAAGGAAGAAUCUGUAGAUUUGUCGAACGUUUUUUAUGUAUACCGAAGAGAAGACAGCGAUAUUUUUGAAAGAGUUAAAAUUCAUCCCAUUUUUGAAAACACUAGUCGUUUUCAGCUACUUGAGUUUAAUUUUGAGCCGGAGGAGGACUAUAGUGUAUGGUUAAAGUAUGACAAUGGUUCCUGUCAGAUUUGGUCAAAAUUUUAUUUUAAAGAAAAACGAAAUAAUUCUUUGUAUGUUAUUUUCGUCAUAGUCCUUUGCAUCCUUACAAUAUUAACAACUCUACUUAUUCUUAAACACAGAAAAUCAGUAUGGAAUUUUAUCAAAAACUUUAUAUUCUUCACAUCAACUGAGCAAAUAAGGGAAGUUCCCAUACCUUUAAGCAUAAAAUGGGCUUCAAAUAUUAUUUACCCCAAAAAAAAUGUUGAUAACCUGGACAAAUAUGAAAUUGACAGAGAUUUGAUAACUUUCGAUGAAAAAAUAGGUGAAGGUGAGUUUGGAAUGGUUUAUAAAGGCUUUGCAGCCUUAAAGCCUAGAGAAGACAUACAAGUUGUUGCCAUUAAACAAACCAAAGAGGGUGCCCCAGAAAAAUACCUACACGACUUUAAGAUGGAAAUAGAUCUAAUGAAAAAAAUCGGCAAACACGAACAUAUUGUAAACUUCCUGGGAUGUUGCAUGGAAAGUCAACCUAACCUGAUUUUAAUGGAAUAUUUGGAUUGUGGAAACCUUAAAACCUAUCUGGAAAAUCUUAGGAAAGACUGGGAGUCGAAAAAGGCAGAAUUAGAAGACACAAGACCAAAUAUAUUCUUUCCAGAUUCUAUGGCGAUUCCCAUUGAUAGUGAGAUAAGUUACACUUGUACACCCGGUAUAAGUCCAGGGGAAAGCAGUUUAAGUCCUCUGCUUUACAGUAAGAAACGUACAAGACUUGAAAGUGUGUUAACUGAGAAAAGCACUACUACCACAACAACAUAUGUGUUAUGUUCGACCCCAGACAGUAUUCUAAAACCCGAAUUAAGCGAACAAGAGCUACAUUCUUUUGCUUUACAGAUAGCAAGAGGUAUGGAAUAUUUGGAAAGCAUAAAAGUAACCCAUAGAGAUUUAGCAGCUAGAAAUGUAUUAAUCAAAUUAACAUCCAAUGAAAAACGACUCAAAAUAUCAGAUUUCGGGUUUUCAAGGGUGGGGCCUUACACUAGCUACAAGAACGAAAUCGAGCCAAGACGGUGGAUGUCAAUAGAGGCCAUAGAGAAACACCGAUGUGAUAAUAAGAGUGACGUUUGGUCUUAUGGUGUGGUUUUAUGGGAGAUAGGGACUUUAGGUGCCUUCCCCUAUGAGACCAUAGAUGACUACUCGAUACUGCCACAGUUGAAAAUAGGCGUUCGUCUAAAAAGGCCUCAAGUAUCUUCUGACAAACUCUACGAUUUAAUGAUGAGUUGUUGGUUGGAGGAUCCAAUGGAAAGACCAAAUUUUAGCGAAGUCGUUACUAUUUUAACCAUGGAACAAAUGCCUUAUAGUCUGAGCAGGAUCAACCAAGACUAUGUUUUUCCUUCUCUGAAUUAUGUACAAGUAUUAGGGACAUAGAUUAGUUUUGUAUUUUUUUAUUUUAAAUAAAGUAUUUAUUGU
Messenger RNA from Brassicogethes aeneus, 2490 nucleotides. The record is from the annotation of a GenBank genome assembly. Lineage: Eukaryota; Metazoa; Arthropoda; Insecta; Coleoptera; Nitidulidae.